AUGGAUUUCUUAACAAAUAUCAUUUUAAUUGGAGUGUUUUUAUUUUUAUUAAAAAUGUAUUGUAAUGGAAGACAAAACCUUAUUGAAAAGGACCUUAAAGACAAGGUUGUUGUUAUUACAGGAGGGACACAUGGAAUGGGAAUUGCCUUAGUUAGAGAAUUAUUAAAACGUCAUGCCACUGUUGUUUCUUUCUCAAGAAAUGAAUCAUUGGCACAACGGAUAUCCAGUGAAUUAAUUAAAGAAUUUCCAAAUGCACAAUUUGAACAUAUAACAAUGGAUUUAGGUGAUUUAAAAAUUGUAAAAGAAGCAACAGAAAUGUGUAUUGAAAAAUAUCCAGAAAUUGAUUAUAUUAUUGACAAUGCAGGAAUUCUUAUUUCACCGUUUACAAAAACUAAACAAAAUUUAGAAGGGAUAAUAGGAAUUAAUUAUGUUGGACAUUUUUUGUUUAAUUUAAAAUUACUAAAUGCUCUAAAAAUAAGACAUGGAAGAUUUAUAAUAACUUCAUCUAUUAUGGCACAAUUCGCUGAUAAGCCUAUUACUUUGGACUGUAAAAAGGAUCAUUUUAAUUGUUACCAAAGAUAUUCACAAAGUAAAUUAGCACUAAUGAUGAUGGCAAAAGAAUUAAGUCUUCAUGGAAUAGAAGCAGUUUCAAUUCAUCCUGGUGUUGUGGUAUCGAAUAUUCUUAAUAAAUAUCCAACCUUCAUUCAAUGGGGAUAUAAGAUUCUUGGGUUUUUUAUUUUUAAAAGUGUUGAAGAUGGAAUUCAAACAGCAUUACAUUGUAUAUUUUCUGAUUCUAUUGUUAAUGGUGGUUAUUAUAAAGAUUGUGAAUGUAGUACAUUAUAUAAAAGAGCAGAAAAUACUAUAGAACGUCAAGAAAUAUGGGAUAAAACUUAUGAAAUUAUUAAGCCUUUCUUAUAA
Molecule: messenger RNA, 918 nt
Organism: Entamoeba dispar SAW760
Lineage: Eukaryota; Evosea; Mastigamoebida; Endamoebidae
Product: restnol dehydrogenase, putative
Exons: 1
Coding region: 1-918 (305 amino acids)
Molecular function (GO): oxidoreductase activity
Source: RefSeq, a predicted model, not a curated record